Vigna unguiculata (cowpea) is the source of this 446-nucleotide messenger RNA. RefSeq names its product early nodulin-93. NCBI's taxonomy places the organism in Eukaryota, Viridiplantae, Streptophyta, Magnoliopsida, Fabales, Fabaceae. The record is from RefSeq and is a predicted model, not a curated record.
UUCAUUCUUUAACAAUUUUUCUUUCAAGAUGGCCAAAGGAAAUUAUCCAUUAGUGAGGCCUACCUUCGCUUCAAUCGAUCAAAAAUUGGCCUUCGCCAAGCGAUGUUCUCAUGAGAGUGUGUUAGCCGGAGCAAAGGCAGCAGUUGUUGCAUGUGUUGCCACCGCCAUUCCAACUGUGGCUAGUGUGAGGAUGCUGCCAUGGGCAAGAGCCAAUCUCAAUCACACAGCUCAAGCUCUCAUAAUCUCCACAGCGACGGCAGCGGCAUAUUUCAUAGUAGCUGACAAGACAGUUUUAGCAACUGCAAGAAAGAACUCCUUCAACCCUCAACCAUGAAUUCUCUUCCAUUUUAUGUAAAUCAAAUCACAUUGCACUUAUUUAUCCAAAUAAACAUAUUUAAUUUUCAUCACUAAGACUUUAUGUACCACACUUUCAUAAUAUUAUUUAU